Molecule: messenger RNA, 942 nt
Organism: Botrytis porri
Lineage: Eukaryota; Fungi; Ascomycota; Leotiomycetes; Helotiales; Sclerotiniaceae
Exons: 2
Coding region: 1-942 (313 amino acids)
Source: RefSeq, a predicted model, not a curated record
AUGUACAGAAAUGUCGCAUCUGCUCUUGCUGAAAAAGAAAUGCAGCAUCAGUCAAAUUUUGGUGAAACGAUGGAUGAUAUUACGGGUGAGGAUAGGCUAGAUGAAGGUGUCUCUGAAAAACGAUGUAGCCGUUCAGGCUGUCCCCAUCGAAUCAAAAAAGAUGGUUUCAAUUGCAAGGAAUGCCAAUCGCAGAUAUAUUGCAGUAACGUAUGCGCAGAGAGACAUUGGCCGGAACACAAACUUACUUGCGAGUGCCUUAAUUAUGUUUUGAGCAUCGAUAUGUAUCCCCAGAGAUAUUACAACUAUCGGCAUGGUCGUAUCAUGUCCUGUCCAGCAAGAGCCACUUUUGAGGACCUUUACCAAGCACUCAGCCUCUCCCUGCCAUGUCUUCGACCUAUAUACCACUUUUCCAUCUUUGACAUGGGCCAGAUAAAGAGGUCGAUCAGCAGUCUUCCACUACCUGAUAAAAUUAUUACGGAACCGAAACCAGACUAUAGUGUAUUAGAUCGUCGCCCUGAUCUACGGCCAUUACAAGAAGACAGUCGACGGACAUCUCUUAUUGAUAUUUUCUGCGAAUAUCCAUAUGAACAGAGCCAAAAGGUUAUUCACUACACAAGUCGAGACCCCAGGACUCAGAAAGCCUGGCAGUAUAUGAUCUUAUUCAUGGAAAGAGCACCAAUCUCUCCAUUCCUGAUUAUUUGGAGUGGUGCCUCUCGAUGUAUAGAGGAUUAUGGCAAAGGUCAAAAUUGUGUGACCUUGAGACUUGCAUAUGAAGCCUCUGAACCGACAGAAGAACAGAGAAAAUUGCUGUCUUGGUACGAAUUAAUCGAAGACUCGAAGGCUAGCGGAGAAAGAAUCAACCAAGCUCUGAGCCGUAUCCGAAUUUCCACGCGUCCCUCCAAUACCCAUUCUUCGCAUAACGAAGCAGAAGGCUUUUCCUAG